GUGCCUCUUGGUUCAUACACACAUAUAUAAUAUACCCACUACACCAUACACACACUUCUCUUCUCUGUUAUGCGAAUGCUUAUUUGGGCUUCCCCAUUUGCUUCAUUCUGAACAAAUCCAUACCCAGAAGACACCAAUCUCUGUUAGCGCUCUACGCUUCUUCUAUCUCUUUCUCUGUUGCAUUUUACCACGUGGGUGCCUGUUUUUUUCAUCCUCGCUUAAUGCACCAUAAUGAUCCGUUUAUUUGGUUUCUCAGUUUCUGACGAUCUGAAAUUGAAGUUUAGAUCUAGGCCAAAAUUAUAGAGAUUUGAUUUGGUUUUUCUGUGAUUCUAGAAUAUGAGGGGAGCUUUGUGGCAACUUGGGCAAUCAAUCACUCGCCGUCUUGCCCAUGGAGACAAAAAGGCUGUUGCUCGUCGAUGUUUUGCCACAGAAGCUGAGCUGAAAAAGACAGUGUUUUAUGAUUUCCAUGUUGCUAAUGGUGGGAAGAUGGUUCCUUUUGCUGGAUGGAACAUGCCAAUUCAAUACAAGGACUCAAUCAUGGACUCAACCAUAAAUUGUAGGCAGAAUGGUAGCCUUUUUGAUGUUUCUCAUAUGUGUGGGCUAAGCCUCAAGGGAAAGGACUCUGUCCAAUUCCUUGAAAAGCUAGUCAUUGCUGAUGUUGCCGGGCUUGCCCCUGGAACUGGGACAUUGACUGUUUUCACAAACGAAAAGGGAGGGGCAAUUGAUGAUUCAGUUAUUACUAAGGUGACGGAUGACCACAUAUACUUGGUUGUGAAUGCUGGGUGCAGGGAUAAAGAUCUGGCUCAUAUUGAGGCGCAUAUGAAGGCAUUCAAGGCCAAAGGUGGUGAUGUGUCGUGGCACAUCCAUGAUGAGAGAUCUCUACUUGCUCUGCAGGGUCCACUUGCUGCCCCUGUUCUUCAACACCUGACAAAAGAGGAUUUAAGUAAGCUAUACUUUGGGGAGUUCCGUGUGUUGGAUAUCAAUGGCUCACAGUGCUUUCUUACACGGACAGGGUACACUGGAGAAGACGGAUUUGAAAUAUCAGUUCCUUCGGAGCAUGGAGUAGAUCUCGCCAAGGCAAUACUGGAAAAAUCUGAAGGGAAAAUAAGAUUGACAGGAUUGGGUGCUAGAGAUAGUCUGCGACUUGAAGCUGGAUUGUGCUUAUACGGGAAUGACUUGGAACAACACAUUACACCUAUUGAGGCAGGACUCACAUGGGCUAUAGGGAAGAGGAGGAGAGCAGAAGGUGGUUUUCUUGGAGCUGAUGUUAUCCUGAAACAGCUUGAAGGAGGUCCUUCCAUCAGGCGUGUUGGUUUCGUUUCUUCAGGUCCACCUCCUAGAAGCCACAGUGAGAUUCAAGAUGAAGGAGGCAAGAACAUUGGGGAGAUCACAAGUGGUGGAUUCAGUCCUUGCCUACAGAAGAACAUAGCCAUGGGAUAUGUGAAAUCUGGAUUGCACAAGGCUGGCACCAAAGUAAAGAUUAUUAUUCGAGGAAAAGCCAAUGAAGGGGUCGUUACGAAAAUGCCAUUUGUUCCAACAAAAUACUACAAGCCAUCUUGAUUUACUUCCAACGUUUUUUAUCUCAAACAUUUUCAAAUUACGCCCCCAUGUUGACAAUUUUUCCCAUUAUCUGAGUGUUACAGUCAAUGUUAAUGUCAUUAUCUUUCUCACAUAAAAUACUAGGCUCUCUCUUGCAUUCAUAACUCGAUAUCAAUUCUCAGAUAUGUAUGAGUUGAAUUUCACAAAUAUUAUCAUGAUAUUUCUCGACAUUUUCCCAGCCAAUUACCAAGUUAGAAUUAUCCACUAUACAUCCUUGAAACUCAAGUAACCAUUCUGAAGUUAUCAAGAAACAAUAAUGUUUCAUGUUGAAACAGUUGAUUGUGGUUCUAUUGUCAGACUAGCGUUCACAGGGUUAUGUCCAGGAAAUGAUGAUGAUGUUGUACAAUCUCUACAACUAUUGUUCACACAGUUGCUCAAAAGAUGGAAAAUUAGAACUACGGCAUUGCAAUUUCAACAUAAUAACCAACACAUCCUUUGUUUUCUAAUUAUUUCUAACAAUGGGGAUGGUGGGAAGUGAAAAACGCAUAUUGGAUCGUAUGGAUAAUAUGACCAGCUAACUUGCGUGAAUCAAUCCUAUAGCAUGGUGAGCCAUUUGUUCAAAAUCUAGUGCCAAGGUGAACAAAAGGGUGUUAUUCUUUUAAAAUAGAUCAUUUGGCUCAUAUUUAUGUUGUAUACUAGUAUCUUAUACACAUUUAUGAGAUGCACAACGACCUAUGUUGU
This is a messenger RNA of Abrus precatorius (Indian licorice), 2280 nucleotides long. RefSeq names its product aminomethyltransferase, mitochondrial. The record is from RefSeq and is a predicted model, not a curated record. Gene Ontology annotation, cellular component: mitochondrion. Lineage: Eukaryota; Viridiplantae; Streptophyta; Magnoliopsida; Fabales; Fabaceae. Gene Ontology annotation, biological process: glycine decarboxylation via glycine cleavage system. The transcript has 4 exons. Gene Ontology annotation, molecular function: aminomethyltransferase activity; protein binding. The coding region runs from base 337 to 1560 and encodes 407 amino acids.